Molecule: messenger RNA, 402 nt
Organism: Dovyalis caffra
Lineage: Eukaryota; Viridiplantae; Streptophyta; Magnoliopsida; Malpighiales; Salicaceae
Source: the annotation of a GenBank genome assembly
AUGUCGGGGAAAGGAGCCAAGGGAUUGAUCACAGCAGCAGGAAAAUCAAACAAAGACAAAGACAAGAAGAAACCCAUUUCUCGCUCCUCUCGAGCUGGUCUUCAGUUUCCAGUUGGAAGGGUCCAUCGUCUAUUGAAGACAAGGGUUUCUGCAAGUGGAAGGGUUGGGGCAACAGCUGCUGUUUAUACGGCAGCUAUACUGGAGUAUCUAACUGCAGAGGUGUUGGAGCUGGCUGGGAACGCAAGCAAAGAUCUGAAGGUUAAACGUAUAACACCUAGGCAUUUGCAGCUUGCUAUCCGGGGCGACGAGGAACUGGACACCCUUAUCAAAGGUACCAUUGCCGGCGGCGGGGUCAUCCCACACAUUCACAAAUCACUCAUCAACAAAUCCUCCAAGGAGUAG